CUCUCUCUCUCUUUUUCACACACACACACACACACACACACACAUACGCACACACAGUUACUGAUCUUCGUUUGGACACGGGCUCGGAAGACUUGGACAAGUUACUUAUUAACACUUUGUUUGAGGUUGUAACUAGCGAAAGCAGAAGCUCACCUUUCAUUCUAUUUAUGAAAGAUGCUGAAAAGUGUAUGGUUGAAGAUUCAGAGGCUAAGAGGAAUCUGUGCACUCAGCAGGAUUUUCCCUACAUGAAUCCUUGAUUCAGUGUAGUUAGUGGUACAUGUAUUGGGUUGGAGCUCUAUCAGGGGUUAAUACAUUCCCUGUUUUUCACCUCUUUUUUCCCCCACAUCACUAUCAAUUUGCUUGAAUUAAUUGCAGUAGUAUCGCAGUUAGUGACCUUUUUGCAAUCCUGCUGUCAGGUUCGAACUGGACAUGUUGUUAGAGUCUGUGAAUGGAACAACCAAGCGUGUAGAAGAACUAUUGGAAAAAAUCAACAAUGAUACAUUGAAAACAGAUGAUCCAAUUCGUAUCAAGGAACACUUCACAGCACUGAAUCUCAGGUGCAUUGAACGUUUAUAUGGUGACCAUGGGCUUGAUGUGAUGGAUGUGUUGAAGAAGAAUCUUCUUGCUUUGCCAGUUAUACUAACGCGCUUGAAGCAGAAACAAGAGUGGGCUAGGUGUCGUUCUGAUUUUAAUGAAGUCUGGGCUGAAAUUUAUUCUAAGAGCUAUCACAUAUCACUUGACCAUCGUAGCUUCUAUUACAAGCAACAGGACACAAAUUCAAGGAAAUGGUUUCACAUGUUGAGCAGAAUAUCAGAGGCACUGGCCGUGGUGCAUGGGCAGAUGGUGGGAAUAAGCUUGCUCCACUUCCAGCCUAUGGAAAUGAGUCAGAUGUGUUAUGUUUUGACAAUGCUGGUGCUUGGAGUGGUGAAUUGGGUUGUGCUGCCAGCGAGAGUAGUACACUGGUGAAGAGUUAAGGAAUGUUGUGGGUGAUUCUAAGUCUGCAGGGCCUAUCUCUAUCGUGGUAGUCAAAGUUUAUCAUUCCUGAUCAUUUCAUAUGUAGUAUUACUGUGACAUAGCUUUGGAAGUAAGAGCUUGGAUGCCUUUGGCAUUUUGGUGGAUGUAAAGGGGGAAAACCUGUGUCGUGAUCAAGUGGUGGUUGGUUGUCAAAAUGUUUAGGGUUGGGUGGCAAUGACUGAUGCUUGUCUUUUUUGUUUGAUCGAGUCUGUUGGAUUUUUUGAAUCGA
Messenger RNA from Alnus glutinosa, 1243 nucleotides. Its product is annotated as paired amphipathic helix protein Sin3-like 3. The transcript is spliced from 4 exons. The record is from RefSeq and is a predicted model, not a curated record. Gene Ontology annotation, cellular component: chromatin; histone deacetylase complex. Lineage: Eukaryota; Viridiplantae; Streptophyta; Magnoliopsida; Fagales; Betulaceae. The coding region runs from base 430 to 966 and encodes 178 amino acids. Gene Ontology annotation, molecular function: transcription corepressor activity. Gene Ontology annotation, biological process: negative regulation of transcription by RNA polymerase II.